Messenger RNA from Medicago truncatula (barrel medic), 3472 nucleotides. RefSeq names its product TMV resistance protein N. Gene Ontology annotation, molecular function: ADP binding; ATP hydrolysis activity. Bases 110 to 3358 code for a protein of 1082 amino acids. Lineage: Eukaryota; Viridiplantae; Streptophyta; Magnoliopsida; Fabales; Fabaceae. The record is from RefSeq and is a predicted model, not a curated record. Gene Ontology annotation, biological process: signal transduction; defense response. The transcript is spliced from 4 exons.
GGCUCAAGAAGGAAAAGGUACUACUAUAUUAUUGUGUAUAGGCCCCAAAUAUAUUCUCAUCCGUUGCAUUCCGUGUAGUGAUAUUCCUAAACCAUUUUUUCUUUCUCUCAUGGCUUUUCAAUCGUUCCCCUCUUCCUUUUCCUCUUCCUCAUCCUUCUCCUACGGAUUCAACUAUGAUGUUUUCCUAAAUUUUUGUGGCGAUGACACUCGCUUUCAUUUUACUGGUAAUCUGUACAAAGCUCUAUGUGACAAGGGAAUCCGUGUCUUCAUUGAUGACAAGGAACUUCAGAGAGGUGACAAAAUCACACCAUCACUUAUCAAGGCAAUUGAAGACUCAAGGAUUGCAAUCCCCGUGUUUUCUAAGAACUAUGCAUUUUCCUCGUUUUGUUUGGAUGAACUUGUCAACAUCAUUGAUGGCUUCAGUGCAAAAGGUCGGCUAGUUUUGCCUGUUUUCUAUGACGUGGAUCCUUCGCAUGUGAGACAUCAGAUUGGAAGUUAUGGUGAAGCUAUAGCCAUGCAUGAAGCAAGGCUUAAACGCGACAAAGAAAUGUACAUAGAUAAUAUGGAUAGGCUGCAGAAAUGGAAGACGGCUCUUAAUCAAGCUGCUAACCUCUCCGGUUAUCAUUUCAAUCACGGGAAUGAAUAUGAACACGAGUUUAUUGGAAGGAUAAUGAAAGAGGUAGCCAAGAAGAUCAACCGUGAUCUAUUACACGUUGCAGAUUAUGCCGUUGGAUUGGAGUCUCGUUUGCUACAAGUAAAUUCACUACUAUCUGUUGAAUCUAAUAAUGGGGUAUAUAUGGUUGGGAUCCAUGGAAUUGGAGGAAUCGGUAAAACAACACUUGCUCGAGCAAUUUAUAAUUUGAUUGCUGAUCAAUUUGAAUGUUUGUGUUUUCUUCAUGACGUGAGAGAAAAUUCAUCUAAACAUGGCUUAGAACAUCUUCAAGAAAGGCUCCUUUCCAAAACCAUUGGAUUAGACAUUAAGUUAGGACAUGUUAGUGAAGGAAUUCCAAUAAUAAAACAAAGGCUACAACAAAAAAAGGUUCUUUUGAUUCUCGAUGAUGUUGAUGAGCAAAAGCAAUUGCAAGUUAUGGUUGGAGAGCCCGAUUGGUUUGGUCCUGGAAGUAGAGUCAUCAUUACCACUCGAGACAAACACUUACUAACAAGUCAUGGUAUUGAUAGAAUAUAUGAAGUGGAUGGUUUAAAUGGAGAAGAAGCUCUAGAACUAUUGAGGUGGAAGACUUUUAAAAAUAACAAAGUCGAUUCAAGUUUCGAGUACAUUUUAAAAUAUGUUGUAACUUAUGCUUCUGGCCUUCCAUUAGCUUUAGAAGUAGUAGGAUCUAACUUGUUUGGAAAGAAUAUAGAAGAAUGGAAAUCUACAUUUGAUCGAUAUGAAUGGAUUCCUGGUAAACGAAUUCACAAAAUACUUAAAGUAAGUUUUGAUAGUUUGGAGGAAGAUGAAAAGAGUGUUUUUUUGGACAUUGCUUGUUGCUUCAAAGGAUAUGAUUUGACGGAAGUUGAGUUUAUACUUUGUGCUCAUUAUGGUAAAUGCAUAAAAUACCAUAUUGGAGUAUUGGUUGAAAAAUCCCUUAUAAAGAUUAAUCAAUGGGGUUAUGUGACAUUGCAUCACUUGAUUGAGGACAUGGGUAAAGAAAUUGUCCGAAAAGAAUCCCCAAAACAUCCUGGUAAACGCAGUAGGUUGUGGUUUCACGAAGAUAUAGUUCAAGUUUUAGAAGAAAAUAUGGGAACAACAGAGAUUGAAAUUGUAUAUCUAGAUUUCCCAUUAUUUGAAGAAGUGGUUGAAUGGAAAGGUGAUGAGUUCAAGAAGAUGAUAAACCUCAAAACACUUAUUAUUAAGAAUGGUCACUUUUCCAAAGGACCAAAACAUCUUCCAAAUAGUUUAAGAGUGCUUGAAUGGCAUAGAUAUCCUUCACUGAGUAUACCUUCCAACUUUUAUCAAAAGAAACUUUCCAUAUGCAAGUUAGGUGAAAGUUUCUUUACCACAUUUGAGUUGCAUGGAUCAUUGAAGGUAUGUGUAAAUGAGUUCAUUUCUCUCGUCUUGUAUACCAAAACCAUUUUAACAUUUAUCAUUGUUCUCAUUUUGCAGAAGUUCGUGAAUAUGAGAGAGUUAAAUUUAGACAAUUGUAAAUAUUUGACGCAUAUAUUUGACGUAUCUUGUCUCCCAAAUUUAGAAAAAAUUUCAUUUCGGCAUUGUGAGAAUUUAAUGACGAUUGAUAGUUCUGUUGGAUUUCUAAAUAAACUUAAAAUCAUAAGAGCUGAUGGUUGCUUAAAACUCAUGAGUUUUCCACCAAUGGAAUUGACUUCUCUUCAACGGUUAGAACUUUCAUUUUGUGAUAGUCUCGAAUGUUUUCCUGAAAUUUUAGGAGAGAUGGAAAAUAUAACAGAGAUAGUCUUGGAGGGAACUUCCAUAGAAGAAUUGUCAUACUCAUUUCAAAAUCUCACGGGGCUUCGGAAAUUACAAAUACGCAGGAGUGGAGUACUUAGAUUACCAAGUAACAUUCUCAUGAUGCCAAAAUUGUCAUAUAUACUUGUGGAGGGUAUUCUAUUAUUGCCAAACAAGAAUGAUAAUUUGAGUUCCUCGACGUCUUCAAACGUUGAAAUUCUUCGACUCCCAAAUUGCAACUUGUCAGAUGAAUUUCUCCAAACAAGUCUCGCAUGGUUUGCUAAUGUCAUACAUUUAGACCUAUCGAGGAAUAGUUUCACAAUACUUCCAGAAUUUAUCAAAGAAUGCCACUUUUUGAUUACGCUUAAUUUGAAUGACUGCACAUGUCUUCGAGAAAUUAGAGGGAUUCCUCCAAAUUUAAAACGUUUGUCUGCAUUGCAAUGUGAAUCUUUGUCUUCCUCAUGCAGAAGCAUGCUACUGAAUCAGGAAUUGCAUGAAGCUGGAAGUACAGAUUUUUGUUUGCCAGGAACCUCACCGAUUCCAGAGUGGUUUCAACACCAAACUAGAGGAUCUUCAAUUUCAUUUUGGUUUCGUAACAACGUUCCUUCUGUAUCUCUCUUUGUUGCUUUAAAACCAAUGCGUAACGAGUGCAUCAACUAUGGAUUUCUUCCUUUAGCAACAAUCAAUUUGACCAUCAAUGGCCAUAAAUUUGAUCUUCGUUGUCCGCCUGAUGGUAUUCGUCUCAUGAUGUCGUUGGGUCAUACAUAUUUAUCUGAUAUGCAACUACACGAAAUGGAUCUCGAAUCUAAAUUGGAAGAAGAACUUUUGAGAAAUGAAUGGGUCCAUGUAGAGGUUUUGUUUAAGCAUCAAAUGAAGAAAACACUCCUUAUAGAAAGUGGAAUUCACUUAUUCAAGCAGAAAAGUAGCAUGGAGGAUAUCCAAUUUAAUAAUCCUUAGAGACUCAUUUGAGGAUAUGCAAGUUUUUGACAUAAUUUUUGCUUUUGCAAUAGCAACAACAAUUGUAUCCCCUACAGUAUAGUAUAAGUCUUGAGCAAAAUUUUAAUCCUUACA